UUCCCUUUCACAGGUCUCUUAUCGUCUUCACCUCGUAUCUCUCUCUCAUCGAUCUCGAUCACCAAAGCUCACCAACACAUGGCGAGCCUAUGGCGGGCGGCGAUGGGCUCCACUCAAGCCAACGCCGACGACUACGACGGAGUCGAGUUCUGGGGAACGCCUGAGCGCUCCGGCUGGCUCACCAAGCAAGGCGAGUACAUCAAAACCUGGCGCCGCCGCUGGUUCGUCCUGAAGCAGGGUAAGGUCUUCUGGUUCAAGGAAUCGGCCGUCACACGCGCCUCCCGGCCGCGUGGCGUGAUCCCGGUGGCUAAUUGCCUUACCGUCAAGGGCGCCGAGGAUAGGAUCAAUCGUGAAUUCGCCUUCGAAUUGUCGACUCGAAACGAGACGAUGUACUUCAUCGCCGAUUCGGAGAAGGAGAAGGAGGACUGGAUUAAUUCGAUUGGGCGAUCCAUUGUUCAGCACUCCAGGUCUGUCACCGACAACGAGAUCCUUGAUUAUGAUAGCCGCAAAUAAUUUGGUAAACGUUUGAACGAUUAGCUUCUCUUAUCUCCGUUUUUUUUCUCUUAAUUUAUACCUUUUAAUGAAAAUUGUCAGUUUUGAUGUGCAAAUUUUAGCUUUUUCUGAGUAUUCUGAUUCUGUAUAUGGCUGAUUGAUGUAUGUGCUGCCUUUUUUUUUUUUUUUUUGAAUUUUUAUUUGGGGUUGGGGGUUUUGGAUAUUGUAGUGUGUAAUUCUGUAUUAAUGUGAUAAUUGGAGUAUGGUGUGUUUGUGCACUUGGCUAAGUGACUGUUUCAUUGGUUUGAUUGA
Molecule: messenger RNA, 804 nt
Organism: Erythranthe guttata (spotted monkey flower)
Lineage: Eukaryota; Viridiplantae; Streptophyta; Magnoliopsida; Lamiales; Phrymaceae
Source: RefSeq, a predicted model, not a curated record